CAUGACUUACUGUAGAUGGUCUGAUGGUAAAAAAUAUGAUUAUAAAAACUUUAAAGAACCCGAACAACCUAAAGAGCCUGAUAAUUUUCGAUGUGUUCAAAAUUACAGGAAUAGAUUUAGUUUGAAUCCACCUGAAUGGAAAACACUUAAUUGUGGAAGUCAUAGACCAUAUAUUUGCAAGGUUAAAAAGGGAGAAAAGCCUACACCUAAACCAACGACAAAUCCCACACCUCUGAAAGGAUAUUGUCCAAAAAGUUGGAUAGGAUCUUCUGAAAAGUGUUUUAGAAUAGUAUUUUUGGAUGAAAACAAUGGACUAUCUUGGAAUGAAGCUCAGAAUAAAUGUAGAACGUUAAACCCGGCAUCCGACUUAGCAACAAUCAAUAGUUUCGAAGAGAAUCUUUUAAUUACUUCAAAAAUGAUAAAUACAGAUCUUAACAACGGCAUAUGGUUUGGUUUACACGAGCCAAUAGGUACAGGCAAUGCAGAAUGGGUUUGGUCUGACAAUUCUCCAAGACGUACAGAUGAUGAUUAUGGUAAUUGGUACGAUGGUGAACCAACGCUGUAUAAGUAUUACGCUUACUUAUCAACUUUUGGACCGGAUGAUUCAAGUUUGAAAGAAGGUAUGUGGCAAACAAGUUCGGGUAGAUCGGAUAAAAAAGGCUAUGUAUGCAGCAUGAAAAAAACUCAGAGUGAUUUAUUAUCAACUCCCAUCGUUAAGACAAAGUGUGAAAAAGGAAAAUUUCUAGGUGAUGGCUGUUAUAAUAUGCAAAAUAAAGUUCAUACUUGGGCACAAGCAUUGAACUCUUGUAAAAAUCAGAAAAUGAACUUGGCAUCUAUUCACUCGGAGAUGUUGAAUGCUGCAUUAACUUUUCACAUUGUUCAUAGUGAUAAAUAUUAUUGGAUUGGAAUGAAUAGUGUUAAUUCUAAUGGUACUUUUCUCUGGAGCGAUGGUUCAGUUGUUGUUUAUACGAAAUGGGAGGAAACCCCUGAAAAUAAAGAGAAGUGCGUUGCUAUUUCAUCUACUGGGAAGUGGAAAUCAUUGAGCUGCAAUGAAAAAUUGCCAAGCAUUUGCAAAACACCCUAUGGCUUAAUGUUGACGACGCCUUCCUACGUCAAUGGAUUGUGCCCUGAUCCAAAUCAGGGAACUUGGAUUGGUCGUGGCAGCUAUUGCUAUUUAUUUUCAGAGAGAAAUUGGGAGGCUAGAAGCUUUCUAGAGGCAAAACAAAGAUGUGUCAGACUAGGCUCCCGUCAUGCUAGCCUAAUGAGCGUUCAUGAUAUAACGGAGCAAGCUUGGUUAACUGAAACGAUUAAGGCAAAAUAUAGUAGAGAUGAAUCACUAUGGUUGGGAAUACAUCGUAGAUCCCCGAACCAUCCAUACAAAUGGUCUGAUUACACUCCUUUGUCUUAUGAAAACUGGGCUGAUAAUCAUCCUACAAGCGAAAACUGUGCUGUUCUUAAGGUUGAAAAAGAUAAAAGAAUUACUGGCUUCUGGGAGAGUACACCUUGUAAAAGUCGUUCCAAAAUUAAGUAUGCAUGCAAAGUUAGAAAACUUCUAUAUCCAACUACUCCUGUGCCUGUAAAAGGAAGAUGCCCUCAGAAGCCUUCUAACGAGGAUGUCUGGGAAAUAUUUGGUGAUAAAUGCUUACUUUUUGGAAAAUCUCAUAUGGUAGAUUACAAAGAAGCGUUAAGGGAUUGUACAAGAGCUGGCGCUACUUUAGCAGAGAUUGAAUCAUUUGAGGAAAAUUAUUUUAUUAAACAAUAUGCUGAAAAACAUAUACCUUCUUUCCAAGAGGGUGUAUGGAUUGGUAUGAGGAGACGAAACAGAAGUGGAUAUAUUUGGGAAUCAGGUAAACUACCAGCCUUUGAGUUUUGGUAUCACAAUGACAGAAAGAAAAGAGAUUGUGUUACUUUAAACUUGACUAAACACGGUUAUUGGACUAGUCAGAGUUGCACUGGGCGUUAUUUUCCUUAUGUUUGCCAAACACAGCUUUUAUUAGAUCCAACUCAAAAACCAACUGUGUCUCUAUCAACUGCGUCAAAAAUAGGACUUGGUAUAGGGAUAACGAUUGCUCUCGGUCUUGUUGUUAGCGUGUUUGCUGCUAUUAUUUACAAAUGGAAAAGUUAUAGAGAAACACCAUAUCAAGCUAGAACAAACAGUUUCGCUAGUACAAAUGAAAUAACACUUGAAAAUAAAAAACAGUAUGAUGCAUAA
Messenger RNA from Dimorphilus gyrociliatus, 2212 nucleotides. NCBI's taxonomy places the organism in Eukaryota, Metazoa, Annelida, Polychaeta, Dinophilidae. The record is from the annotation of a GenBank genome assembly.